AAGGUUGUCUGCUACAGCGUUAAGGUCGUCGACUACAUGUGUGAACUGAUUGAUUUCGUCAGCGAUCAGAUUGUAGAAACCAUUGAGAAGAAACUGCAAGAGUUCAUCCAUAAUAUCCAGGUGAUGUUCAGGGUGAAGGUCGACUUCGACCAUUCGUUCGAGUUCCAAACGAAUUUUUCGAGGAAUUACACGGAUAUUGUCAGCGCUAUCACUCAGGAGAUCAAUCACCGAAGUCGGUAUCUGUUCACACUGUUCAAUGUUUUUACGAUUGUUUCCAGUUUCUGUUUCAUUUGUGUUGUUAUUAGAUCAGUAAGAUACAAAAUGAAGUACCUAACCAAGGAUAGCUUCGACAACUUCUACAUCAGUCGGGACUUCAUUGCUAUCGAUGAACAUCGACGAUCGAUGAAUCGGGACACCGUACUUCCGCUGACACGUAAGGAGCGUAAUCGCUACAUACAUCUAACGUCGAUGUCCUUGAUUCGCAAGGAGAAGCUGCGCAUUGCGCGUAGUGCAGUCUUCCUGUUCAUUUCCUCGAUCCAUAUCCUGGGGCUGAUGGCGGCCGACUACUGUCUGUACUGGCUUCUGGCACUGAUUCGGCAUGUCUUUCUGAGGCAAGCGGACAUCGAACGACCUCCAAUGGUCACGUUGGAAGUUAGUGGUUCCGGCAUUAUCGCUGAUAUGUACCGAGGGAUCGUUGGAGCUUUCGAACCAAUGGUAAAACAUGCGGACAUUCUAGAUCCGGCACGGUGCGCACCGGAUCCAAAGACUCCCGACUUCAUUCGGUACUUGCAGAUCAGCUUGCUCUUGUUGUUUUGUUGGAUGUGUAUUGUGCUGGAACCAUAUGGUCUCCGUAUCCGUCAGAUAAUCAUGAGGGCCUAUUACCCCGAUAGGGCAAAGGAACGAGCCACCUGGUUGUACAAUGAUGUUCUGCUGAAAAGGGAGUCCUUCGUUAAGAUCCUACGGCGACAAUUGGGAUUAGGCUCCGGUGAUUCCAAGCCAAGAAAGUUGAUGGAUAUCUUCAGAGCAAAGACUAAUCUGUUCUGGAUUUGCCGCAAGAUAUUGGGAUCAAAUGGUGGUGGAAAGAAGUGUAUCUUCUGUAGCGAACGGAUAGCGGAGAACGAGGCGGUGAGUUGUCUACGACCUGGUUGCGUAGGAGUGUACUGCUACGAGUGUUUUGUGGAAAUUCAAAACCUUUGUACGAUUUGUUCCGAACCGAUGGAUUCCAGUGAUCAAAGUGACAUAUCAAUAGAAAGGUUUGAGUGAUUUUUUUUUCAACAUGAAUCUAUAUCUCUGUAUUAUUUUCUUUUAUUCUAGAGAUUCUUCUGAAGAAGAGAGUUACUUAUAAAGCGAAUCUCAAUGAAGCAUGCCUUACUCAAUGCAAAAUGACAUCGCGUAAUUCUAUUCUCAAACUGAUAAAGAACUG
Aedes aegypti (yellow fever mosquito) is the source of this 1423-nucleotide messenger RNA. Its product is annotated as DC-STAMP domain-containing protein 2-like. Gene Ontology annotation, cellular component: membrane. Lineage: Eukaryota; Metazoa; Arthropoda; Insecta; Diptera; Culicidae. The coding region runs from base 37 to 1263 and encodes 408 amino acids. The transcript is spliced from 2 exons. The record is from RefSeq and is a predicted model, not a curated record.